Molecule: messenger RNA, 546 nt
Organism: Acytostelium subglobosum LB1
Lineage: Eukaryota; Evosea; Eumycetozoa; Acytosteliales; Acytosteliaceae
Exons: 1
Coding region: 1-546 (181 amino acids)
Source: RefSeq, a predicted model, not a curated record
AUGUCCGCAGCCUGGAUUGAUGGAGAAAAACUCAUCUAUCUGAUUGGCCACACAACACAAGACGAUGAUGAUAAAAGUGACAGUCACUCUCGAGUGUACACAUUCAACAUUAGCAAAUCUGAGGAGCAGCAACAACAGGCUCUCUCUCAUCUUGGAGAUCUCGAUGACGGAAUAUGUGUCACGUUCAUGUUCAAACAUUUCAACUGGUUGUAUUGCAUUGACAAAGAAUCCUCUACCAAUUCAAUCAAUGCAUUUGAUCUCAACCGAAGAGAGCAAGUGCAUUGGUGUGAGUUGGAGGGCGAGGUUGAGUCAUGCACCCUCUACGAGGACAAUAUAUACAUCCUGUUUGUUGGAGGUCGCUUCAUCAGCAUGCCAUUAUCAAUAGACAAUGUGUCCAUCAAACUGCAUUCAACAGAGUUGGCACCAAUGCCAAUAACCAAGAAUGAUGGUCCCCUCAUCAAUGAGGAUUUUGAUCAAGAGGAUGAUAAUCAAGAGGAUGAUGAUCAAGAGGAUGAUGAUCAAGAGGAUGAUGAUUUAGUGGAUUAG